Messenger RNA from Danaus chrysippus (African queen), 1287 nucleotides. NCBI's taxonomy places the organism in Eukaryota, Metazoa, Arthropoda, Insecta, Lepidoptera, Nymphalidae. The record is from the annotation of a GenBank genome assembly.
AUGUACCUAAUGGUCAGUGAGAGGGAGGCGGCGGAGGGGUGCGGGCGCGGUGAUGCGGCGAUGGCGUCGCGGCGCGUGACGCGCAAGUGGGAGGUGUUCGCGGGCCGGAACAGGUUCUGGUGCGACGGCCGGCUCAUGACGGCGCCGCACCCCGGCGUGUUCGCGCUCACGCUGGCUCUCAUCUGCGGCACCUGCGUGCUGCACUUCGCCUUCGACUGCCCGUUCCUGGCGGCGCGCGUGUCAGGCGCCGUGCCGGCGGCGGGCGCGGCGCUGUGCGGCGUGACGCUGGCGGCCCUGCUGCGCACGGCCCUGUCCGACCCGGGCAUCAUCCCGCGCGCCGCCCCGCAUGAGGCGGCCGCGCUGGGCGCGCUGGAGGCGGCGGACGGAGCCGCGGGCCGGCCGCCGCCUCGGGCGCGGGAGGUCCUUGUCCGCGGACGGCCCGUCAAGCUCAAGUACUGCUUCACGUGCAAGAUGUUCCGUCCGCCGCGCGCCUCGCACUGCUCGCUCUGUGACAACUGCGUCGACCGCUUCGACCACCACUGCCCCUGGGUCGGUAACUGCGUGGGCAAGCGCAACUACCGCUACUUCUACCUGUUCGUGGUGUCGCUGUCCUUCCUGGCCGUGUGGGUGUUCGCGUGCGCCGUCACUCACCUGGCGCUGCUGGCUCGCGGCGCGGGGCUGGCGGCCGCUCUCCGCGCGUCGCCCGCCUCCGCCGUGUCGGCCGCCGUGUGCUUCCUGUCCGUGUGGUCGGUGCUGGGGCUGGCCGGCUUCCACACCUACCUCGCCUCUACGGACCAGACCACUAACGAGGAUAUCAAGGGCUCGUUCUCCCGCCGCGGCUCGGGCGGUGCGGGCACGAACCCUUACUCGCGCGGUAACGCGUGCGCUAACUGCUGGCACGUCCUCUGCGGCCCGCUGGCGCCCAGUCUCAUAGACCGGCGAGGUGUGUUGUCGAGCGACGCGCGUGACGACCUCCCGCCGCGCUUCGCUCACGUGCUGUGCGUCCCCCCCGCCCCCGCGCCGGCCCCCGCCCCCGCGCCCCCCGCCGCCGCACACUCGCCCGCACCAACACACAGAAACGGCACGCUGGGCGGGAGCUACACGAACCUGUUCGAGGGCGGCGACGCGGCGCGCCACGCGUACACCAACCACAGCCUGGAGCACGAGCCCGUGCCGCUGCAGCACGUGGUGGGGUCCGCCUCGAGACUCAGGCUGCUGCACGACACCACCAUGAUAGACGCCGCGCUCGACCUCGACGACCCCGUGGCGCCCGCCGCCGCGCUAUGA